ACAGCCCAUGUGACUCUGGGAGAUGGCCCUGGGGUAAGGACAGGAGAAAUAAGAGGGAAGGACCCUCAGACACCAGAACAGCACACAUGGGAACAGAGACCAUGGAGUCCCCUUCUCUGCUUCUCUGCAAAGGGCUCCUGCUCACAGCCUCACUUUUAACCUGCUGGAACUCCCCUGCCACAGCACUGCUAACAUCUAAAGAAAUGCGGUUCUCGGCUGCUGAAGGGGCAAAGGUUCUUCUCUAUGUUCCUGACCAGGAAGAGAACCUCCUCUCCUUUUCCUGGUACAAAGGGAAAGAUGUAAAUGAAAAUUUUACCAUUGCGCAUUAUAAAAAAUCCAGUGGUUCACUUCAACUUGGAAAGAAAGUCAGUGGCAGGGAAGAAAUCUAUAUGGACAGCUCCAUGAUGCUCCAGGAUGUCACCCAGGAAGACACGGGAUUCUACACUUUAAAAACCUUUAAAGAACAUGAUCAACAGGAAAUAACAUAUGCCCAUCUCCAAGUAUAUAAGAUUGUGACAAAACCCUAUCUCCAGCUCAACCACACUAGCGUGAAAAGGAAGAGGGCCUCAGUUUUCACCUGUGUGUCGCCUGACACCGGAGUAGACAUCAAUUGGUUCUUCAAUUACAAGCCCCUGAACAUCACGGAGAGGGUCACACUGUCAUCUGAAAAGCACAAGCUCACCAUAUCUCCUGUCUGGAAGGCAGAUGCAGGGAUCUAUCAGUGCGAAGUCUCCAACUCCUUUAGUUCCAAGAAGUCGAACCCAUUGAUCAUGGUGUUGGCUUAUGGCUAAUGUCUCCUCUCUUCCUAUACCAGAGCUUUGCAGUUUUUAUGUCACUAGUGUGCACAGUUUAUGAAAAUUAUAAGGAGAAAAUUAUCACUACAGAUAAGAGAGACAGUCAGCAUGGUGACAUCCACCUGCAAUCCCCAAAUAAAACACAGGUCAGGAGGAAAAUGAGUACAAGGCCAGUCCAGUUACACAGUAUGACAAUGACUUUAAAAUAAGACCUCAGUAUAGAAACAGAAUUGCAAAGGAAGGCCCAGGUUCUGAAUCACAUAUGGACCCACCUUCAGGAUCCAGAGGGAACUGCUCAGAUGCCUCAGGCUCACCAAAAGCUGUGGGUGCUCCAAGUCUCCUAUUAAAAUGCUGCUGUGUUUGCAUAGAGUUAUGUAUGUCUUCCCAGGAGCUCAAAUCCUUCCUGGGGCCCAAGCUGUGUGCUGCCUAGACCCCAUCUAUCCGCUUGAAGUUGGAAUAAUGGUAGGGGAUCAGACUGGACAUGUUUCACUGUAGAUAUGGUUUUGGUCAGUUUUCAUCUGUAUAUUGUUUGAUGCCCAGAUGUAAACUCCAUGAACAUAAAGGCCCCUGAGUUUCUUG
Messenger RNA from Arvicanthis niloticus (Nile rat), 1373 nucleotides. The record is from RefSeq and is a predicted model, not a curated record. Lineage: Eukaryota; Metazoa; Chordata; Mammalia; Rodentia; Muridae.